CAGGAGCUUCACUUGUUGGUUCGUUCAAAUCCCACUAAUCUCCGUUCUGGCUACAUCCGUAGGACUGUGUCGCAGCGUGUCUGUGCUGAGGCGCUUGUAGAGCAUCUGUUGGAAUACGAUUUCACUGUAAAAGCCAGCUCCAUCUUCGUUCAGCGCCUCCAAAAAGCAAUCACACGGAGGAAAUAAACGCGUAAAUGGAGUUUCAGUUGUCGUGACUGUUCUUCACCGCCUCUCACCCUGCAGAAGAUUCUGCUGCUGAAGUUGCUGCAGCAUCCAUACCGGCUCUGUCCUUUACAGUCAUGGGUACCGUCCUCUCUAUAUCUCCCGCGACAAAGAAGGCGUCUGUUAUGGACGCCGAGAUCGCAGGAGAUGGACUCAAAAACGACAAGAGCCUCAAGCGGCACUCGAUGUUCGUGUCUCUCUCCUGGAAGAAGCUGGUGGCCAAUUCAGCCAAGAAGAGCGCCAAGAAAGUGACCCCGAACCCGCUCCCCACCCGUGAACUCCCGUCCUGCCAGGUGGUUCAGCUCAACAACGAAAACAUCAGGAAAACGGACCAAAACGAAGAGAAGAAGCCCAAAGCGCCCAUCCCAGUCCCGGUGCCCACGGUCCCCACGCAGAACAGCGAGGCUGUUGUCCAAAGCGGGAGGCUUCCCUCCGUCCAGAAACAACCCAGCAGCCUGUCUCUGGUGUCACCGAGGAGGAUCGUCAUCCAGGCGUCAACAGGAGAGCUGCUGCGCUGCUUAGGGGACUUUAUGUGCCGCAGGUGUUAUAAACUGAAAGAGUUAAACAAUGGAGAGGUGAUCCUCUGGUUCCGAAGCAUUGACCGGACUCUCUUGCUGCAGGGCUGGCAGGACCAAGGCUUCAUCACGCCGGCCAACUUGGUGUUCGUGUACCUAUUGUGCGAAGACACCAUAGAGGACAGCAUCGACAGCCCAACCGAGCUGCAGGGCAUCUUUCAGACUUGCCUCUACCUCGCCUAUUCCUACAUGGGCAACGAGAUCUCCUACCCACUCAAACCGUUCAUGAUCGAGUCUAACAAGGACGUUUUCUGGGAAACGUCGCUCCGGAUCAUCAACAGGAUGAGUGCCAAAAUGCUGCAGCUGAAUGCAGACCCGCACUUUUUCACCGAGGUCUUCCAGGACCUCAAAAAUCAGCGAGACACCAACGAGUCAAACCUGGAUCGCUGACAUGGACAGACACUAGCGUUGUUGUUGUUGUGUUUUGUUUCUUAAGAUGAACAUUUUGCAAAAUCACACGACGGUGGUUUUGAAUGUAAGGGCCGACACUGAAGACGUCUCACGUGUAGGCUUAAUAUCUCUCAUUAUUUUACACAACUUCAGUAUGGUGUUUAGAGGAUUUCACAAAUGCAUGCCACUGUUAUUUUGUCCGCACUUGUCCCUGACACGGGGGUUGACUCCGUGGUUACACAUCACACAAGGGACACUGAAACCCCCAUACUGUUCGUGAUAAGCCUGCUACCCGGGUGGGUGAGUGAGUGGAUGUCGCAGUGAGGUGAGGAUUCAUGCAGGACUAGAAUAGAUCUGUUGAUGAGGAGCCGAGGGGCGGAGCUGUCCGAGGUGCUGACCUGUGCGGCUAUUUUCACCCUUUCCCUGCUGUCUGACUCACUUUUACAGAUCCAAGCGUGGAUUAAGGGGAACAAAGUCAUCUCAGCACACUUUUAGCAGAUAAGCCUAAGCCUUGUAAGUAGAGGUGUACAGUACAUUGUGUUUUUAAAGCUAAGAUAAGCUGUUAAACAUGCAGCAGAUGUCAGAAGCACGUUUCUUUAAGGGGACGAAACAGGUUACUUGAUAUGUGUAGAUAUUUAUCUGUGGGUAACAAAGGUGAAAACCUAGUUUCCAUGUGCAAAUCUAGAUUCAGUGUUCAAAAUCUACUCCUGCUGCAAAGCACCAUCCUGUAUGUACUGUAAGGCCAUUGUAAUAUCUGGUUAUAUUGCGGUUCCUCAUGUGGGAUGAAACCCAUCAAAUCUGUAAUAACACAAACCUCGUUUUCAAUACAUAUAACUUGUUUUUGCCUACCAACAUGAUACUGUAGAAAUGUACCUGUAAAUGGGCCACUGGGUCAAACUGAACAU
Messenger RNA from Monopterus albus (swamp eel), 2092 nucleotides. RefSeq names its product cyclin dependent kinase 5, regulatory subunit 2b (p39) (gene cdk5r2b). Gene Ontology annotation, cellular component: cytoplasm; protein kinase 5 complex; growth cone. The coding region runs from base 300 to 1187 and encodes 295 amino acids. Gene Ontology annotation, molecular function: protein kinase binding; cyclin-dependent protein serine/threonine kinase activator activity. Gene Ontology annotation, biological process: axon guidance; brain development. Lineage: Eukaryota; Metazoa; Chordata; Actinopteri; Synbranchiformes; Synbranchidae. The transcript has a single exon. The record is from RefSeq and is a predicted model, not a curated record.